Messenger RNA from Stylonychia lemnae, 888 nucleotides. The record is from the annotation of a GenBank genome assembly. NCBI's taxonomy places the organism in Eukaryota, Ciliophora, Spirotrichea, Sporadotrichida, Oxytrichidae.
AUGGAGAAGUCAUAAAAGCCUGAUCCAUCAUAACCUUAAGAGACGAUGAAAUAAAAUAAACAAGAGUCGUCUGAUUCAAUAUAUGAUAGGAGCUUAGAAUACUCUUACUUUGUAAAAAGCCAUUGGAAUCCUCUGGACACUAAUUUCCAAGAUAAACUCGUUCAUAACUACUUUGAUUUUAACCAGCCAGUAUACCCACAUUUGACUUCUCACAAAAUGCUUCAAUACAUGAGGAUAGUCCUUGUCAUCCCGAGUAUUCUGAUUUUUAUUCUUUCCUUGAUUAAACUCAGAUAUUCUUCUCUAGUCAUCUUUUUAACACAAUGGGCUAAUCAUAUUGUAAUUAUCAGCUUCAUUUUGAGUAUUUACUCAGGCACUUUCAAGUAUUAGCACAAUUUGAAGCUAAAAAGAUAUGCUGCAAUAUCGACAUAACUUGCUUUUGUCAUGCAGCUUAUUGUGGUUUCAAUUUACUGGCCGUUGCUACAUAAGUUGGCAAUGGAAAAGAUCAUGGAGACUACAGACGAGGUAAUGAGAACUUACCUUAUCUACCACAUGCUUUUUAUUCAUUCAAUACCUUUUGCUGCUGUCACAAUUAACGUCAUUUGCUCAAAAGUCAUUUUCAUUCCUGGGCAUUGCACUUACUUGAUAAUGGUAGCAUUAUUGUAUAGCUUUGUAAAUUACUGCGGCGUUAAGUAUAGAGGUCACUUCCUUUACCCCUUUUUAAAGUGGGAAGAUUACAAAAGCUUUGUUGUGGUGUUUGGCUUGACAAUAUGUGGAGCCACCUUGCACAUUAUUGUUUGCUUCUUUGUUUAUCAUUUCAAAACUUAGCAACUAAAAGCAGCUUAAGUUUAUAGUAAAUAAUCUAAAACUCAAGAAAGCAAAUCCCAAUGA